Tribolium castaneum (red flour beetle) is the source of this 3802-nucleotide messenger RNA. Its product is annotated as tetraspanin-33. Lineage: Eukaryota; Metazoa; Arthropoda; Insecta; Coleoptera; Tenebrionidae. The coding region runs from base 211 to 1059 and encodes 282 amino acids. The record is from RefSeq and is a predicted model, not a curated record. Gene Ontology annotation, cellular component: plasma membrane. The transcript has 5 exons.
CAACACUGAGCAUUUGGCAGGUGUUUGACAGUUCGCAACGUUUAUUGACAAACAAUUCCAGAUCCUCUCGAAUUCCGUUAAUUACGCUCAUAUUCCGUGUCGAAAUGUUAAACUAAUAAAAACCUGUGAUCCAUACAAACUUGCUCAAUGUGCUAACGCAAGAUCUGCACAAAACCAACAUACUCAGAAGUUCAUUGUUCAGUUUGCAAAAUGCCACACAGACGGGAGUACCGCCGUCCCGCAACCAGUAGCUUCACCUACGUCAGUUCGUGUGUAAAGUACUUAAUUUUCGUCCUAAAUUUCAUUUUCUGGCUGUUCGGGGGAUUACUCAUAGGGAUUGGCUUGUACGCCUUCGUCGACAAGUGGCAGUUGACGGGUUGGGUGAAGCUGGAGAAUGUGUACGAUGUGAUUUUGAACGUAUCUUUAGUCAUGGUGUUGAUGGGAGGGGUGAUCUUUAUUGUGAGUUUUGCCGGGUGUGUGGGGGCCCUGAGGGAAAACACCUGUCUUCUCAAAUUCUACUCGCUGUGUCUCCUCAUCUUCUUCCUGCUGGAGAUGGGGAUUGCCAUAAUGGGGUUCGUGUUCCCCCACACCAUGCAGUCAAUUUUGGAGGAGAAUUUCACAGAUAAGAUCAUACACACGUAUAGGGACGACCCGGACUUGCAGAAUUUCAUAGACUUUGCCCAACAGGAGUUUCGCUGCUGUGGCCUCAGCUCUGAGGGCUACAUGGACUGGUCCAAGAACGAGUAUUUCAACUGCAGCUCCCCCAGUGUGGAGCACUGCGGAGUGCCAUUCUCUUGCUGUAUUAACGCAACUGACAUCAGUUCAGGUCUAGUCAAUAUAAUGUGCGGUUACGGCGUCCAAACUUUAUCAGUAGCGGAAGCAAGUAAAAAAGUGUGGACUUCCGGUUGUAUUGAAAUCGUCCGUUCGUGGGCUGAACGUAAUUUGUACACAAUUGCUGGAAUCGCACUCGGGAUCGCUUUAUCCCAGCUGUUUGUUAUCUAUCUUGCCAAAACCCUGGAGGGACAGAUAGACUUGCAAAAGUCAAGGUGGGCCAGUUGAAACAUAGGGUAUAUUUGUAAAUAUGACGUACUGCCAUUUUAAAAUGUACUGUCCUUUUCAAUGUUUUCUAGUGUAGGAAUGUAAGUCUUAAAUUUGUUCCAUUAGUUGUGUGUUUGUUUCGCUCAGCUCAAGGCUCAAUGUUUGGGGUAGUUGAUUUUUGACUUGGGUGGAAGUUGGUACUGCUUAUAGUGAUUGGUACUGCUUUUACCCUCAGUAUCCAGUCAGUUCACACCGCGGAGGACUAAAAUAUGUGGAGGUGAUACGUUUCUUUUGUUUGUUUUAUGCGAAACUAUCAGACCUACGGGGACAAAUGUAAAAAUUCUCGAAAUCUGCUUUUAGGAAUCUACCGAAUGGUGUAAAGCUUUUUUAUUUUAUAUUAAAAAAUAUAGGUUUUAGCUAAAAUGGUUUGCACAGGGAAAUUCCUGGACAAUCCUACGCUGAUUUUUUUUAUUUGUUUUUAAGAUUAUUUUUUUUUUUAAUAUUUCAUUAAAUUUUAAUCGAAAUAGGUAUUCACUGAUACAUCCAAAAUUUUUGAUCGUAAUCUCUUAUGUUUGGAACCGUUAGAAAAUACUGUUAAUUGUGUAUUAAUUGAGAAAAUCUCUAAUAUAGGAAAAAUGUAAACAAAAUCAUUGACAAAAUGGUUCUUUACAAAUGGAUGUUGUUUCUAAAUUGAAUCAUUACGCUCGGUUCGCAUCUAAUUUUAAGUAUUUGUGACAGAGUUUAAACUUUAAACUUUGUUGUUUUAAUCUUCUAUGAAAAAAAACUAAUGUUCAAAUCGCAUGAAAAAAAUAUCGUAACUUUGUGAUGACCUUAACAACAUUAUACAGGCUGAUUUUUUUAAGACAUACAUUAGAAACUUUUUAACUUCUAAUACAGCUAGAGCUUUAUAAUUUUGUAUACGAAUCAAAUCGACUAUUCUAAGGUCAAUUAAAUUAUUUUCAAACUGGCUGAGCUUCUGGAACUACGAGAAAUUGGCUCCAAUUUUGAAAUUUUAAAUAGUAAGCACCUAUUUUAAUUCCAUUUUUGAAUUUACCUUCUCCAACUGAGUCGUUGGUACUUAUCUGUCAUAGUUUUGACACAUACCAAUUUUUUUUGUGCAAAUUUUCAUUUGCAGGGGUUUAUUUAAAAUGUCACAGCCCCUGAACUUUUUGCGAUAAGUGAAUAAUUUUCUUUGAAUUCGAUAACCAAAACUUUGGAGAGUGUUCUAAUAUUUUUAAAACUGUCAAGUGUCAAAAUUCAAGGCUAGUAUGAUUUUUUCAAAAUUUAAAAAAAAACAAUUUUAAAAUGGAGCUACCUUAUUUUAUUUUAUUAACAGCAAUCGAAAGAACAUCUACAUUUAUGUUGACUUUUAUCAAUACGUCGUAUACAGUUUUUAAAGUAAUCACAAAAAAACUGAUUUUACUUUGUAAUUUUCAUUGUUAAACAAGUAGGCCUUGCAAAAUGGUCAAGAAUUGUCAAACUUCGACAUUUUAUUUAGUUUUUAGCUGAUUUAUUAUCGAAUAAGCAGUAAAACAAUAAUAUUUUAUUAUAGUUUAUUUAUAACUUUGUGAAUUAUGUAAAGUAACUCAGUCUAUCGUCGAAUUUUGAAAUUGUUGAAUGAAAAUGUAGGAUAAAUUUCUCUUAAUUAAUACCACAACUAGAAACUAGAGAUAGAAAAUGUUGAUAAAAGUCUCUAUAAAAAUCGAUGUUCUUUUGAUUGUCAUUGAAAAAACAGUUUUAUUCCAUUUGAAAAACUGUUAUAACACAGUUAUAAUCAUUUUUUUAACUUUAUUUUGAUAGUAGGCUUGCAAUUUGAUAGUUGACAAUUUUAAAGACCCUUUGAACCCUUGGUUAUUUUAUUACAUGCAAACAUAAUUAUUCAAUUAUUUUAAAAGGUUUUUAAAAUAAAAAUUUCCAUAAAAAAUUUAGUCAGUUUUAAAAGGCGAAUGAAAUGCAAUUCGAAUAAAUAGUUACUAUUUAAAAUUUCAUAGUUCUAGCUACAUUAGAAGUGAGAUAUUUGCUAACUUAGGCCCUAAGAGAAUCACCUUGUAUAUGGUAUAAUGUGAAGUAAACAUUGUCAUAAUAAAAAAAAUUGCUAUUUUAUUUUUAAUAUAAAGACUGCACACAUUUUGUUAUUUAUUUAUGUUAUUCAUGUAUUUAUUUCAUGCGAUUGUGGACGUUAUUUUGUCAUAAUAAAACAAAAAAAAUUUUUUUGUUAUUUUAUUUUUAAUAUAAAAACUGCACACAAUUUGUUUUAUUUUUUUAUGAACAGAUUUGUUACAACGGCCACGAAUAUUUAAAAUGAGAUAAAACUGACCUGGAAAAUAAUUGUUUUUUUUAAGAACAUCUAAUUGUAAAAAAGGAUUUUGUUUAUUAUUUUUCGUAAAAAUUUAACUUAAUUAAAUUAAAAAAAAAUAUAUUUUUUUUGUUCGUUUGAAGGUUGUUUCGCCGUAAGAAGUGCGAAUUCAAAACUCAAAACGCGUUUUUCUCGGAGAAAUUGAGAUUUGCGGCAAAUUUUCUCGUUUCGCCUCCUGUUUUAGUCCUCCGUGGUGCACAUAUUUAACCAAGUUUUGUUUUUUCAGCUAUUAUAAGGAGAAUAGAGUAGCACGAUAUAAUUUUUACUGAACAAAAAUAAUAAUUGUGAUCUAUCCAAAUAAUCACUAGAAAUUAUAUUUGAUAAAUUGUAUAAAUUCCAAUUUUUAUUGAUAUAGUUGUUACAUAAAAAUUGUAUUAGUGUACAAGAAAAUAUAUUUAUAAAAAUAAA